Acanthochromis polyacanthus (spiny chromis) is the source of this 1357-nucleotide messenger RNA. RefSeq names its product CDGSH iron-sulfur domain-containing protein 3, mitochondrial-like. Lineage: Eukaryota; Metazoa; Chordata; Actinopteri; Pomacentridae. Bases 242 to 724 code for a protein of 160 amino acids. The record is from RefSeq and is a predicted model, not a curated record. The transcript has 3 exons. Gene Ontology annotation, cellular component: intracellular membrane-bounded organelle. Gene Ontology annotation, molecular function: 2 iron, 2 sulfur cluster binding.
UAAACAUGAUGCCUGAAGGAGGAGGAGGAGAAGGAGGAGCGCAGAGCCUCUCCACGGUGCGCUCUGACCACCAAUCAACGGCUCCUUCAGCCAUGUUGGGACUUCUCCUGGAAGUUUAAAGCAGCUGCUGCGCGUGUUUCAUCCGAAGGACGAAGAAAACACGAAGAGUUGGUCCGAGUAAACUUUGCGCCACAAUGAAUACAGCAACCGCGGUCCGGAUUAUUGGCACAGCGCAGAGAAAAUGCGCACAGACUUUGAGACGACCUGCGCCGCUGCUGCUGCCAGUCUCCACUUCCGCAUAAAUCUACAGUCACUGUUUAGCUGUGUGGAGGAGCAGAGGCAUCACACUCCUCCAUUCUCCCGUUCUGUCCACCACUGCUCCGUGUGUUCUGGGUUAAGUCCUGGUGUCUGUCUCCAGGUCCAGUCGUGUCUCCAGUCCACUCAGCCCGUCCCCGCUGCCCGGCUGCCCUACAGAGUGAAGGUGUCUGCUGGGAAACGCUACGCCUGGUGUGCUUGUGGUCACAGCAAGAAACAGCCUUUCUGUGAUGGCGCUCACAGGACCAACGCUCCCAGCAUCCCUCCUGUCCGCUUCACUCCCGAUAAAGACCGGACGGUGAUGCUGUGCGCCUGCAAACAAACAAAAAACGCUCCGUACUGCGACGGCUCACAUCUCAAAGUCAUCUUUCAGGACGUCGUGAAGUCAGUGAAAGGCAUCUUUAAAUAACUGGGAUAUCAACCCUGUGAGGCCAAAGUGGAGCAAAAUAACCUCAUAGCAACAGAAUGAUGUUGUUCAACAAUGUGUGUGGGUAAAAAUCUAAAUUAUUUACUGCUGUUUGUCAAUGCUGGUGAGAUGAGAUAUAUAAUGGAUUAAAUUACAGCAGCUUCUUACUGGUCUGAGUUUGGACACACUCCUAAAAAUUACAGCAUGUCCGUCCUGACGUCAGUACUACUUCUAAUAAAGAAUAUUACAAACUAUUUCAGCUCCUGAGUCUGAACGUUGGAGGAGCUUCUGCAGAGUUCUGAUAUCUUUUUAGAGCACACUUUGAUGGAGACGGCGGAUCUUGAACCAAAAAUUUACCCCUCUGAGCAGUUUGUUUGAUUUUAUACAUUUGACAUUUCUUUAUCAGCAGCUGCAGAAAUACACAAAUAAAGAAUUACUGUCCAUCGCUGUGUUAUUCAGGGAAUUCAGUGUAAUGUGUGUUAAAGGCUGAUUUAUUAUUUUUAAGCUAGAAAAAUACUGCAUGUCCAUAUAUGUGUUGGUGUUUGAGGUCGGUUAUAAUGUGCCUUUGAAUGUUUUACUUUGUCUCAUGUACUGUAUUACAUCUGAUAAUAAAAUAUGAAAAGAAUCUUAUUUAAA